Messenger RNA from Paramecium sonneborni, 1428 nucleotides. NCBI's taxonomy places the organism in Eukaryota, Ciliophora, Oligohymenophorea, Peniculida, Parameciidae. The record is from the annotation of a GenBank genome assembly.
AUGAAUUAAUUAAAGUUAGAAAAUUUCAAGGAAAAUUCACUUAUAUUUUAAGAGAAGGAUCCUUCAAACUCUAAAAUUUAUCUUAUUCUUUCUGGUUCUGUCUACUUAUUAAGAAAUAAACCCUUACAACAAUUUUGUUUUAAUUCAACAAAGUAAUAAUAACUCUAAUUAAAGUUCAAACUAUUAUAAUAAAUAUGGUUAUAUAGUACGAGAAUUGAAAUGUGGAGAUGGUUUUGGAGAUAAAAGUUUCUUAACUAAUUAACCAAGAUCGUUAUCUGCAAUAGCAAUAGAAAAACUGAAUUUAUUAAUAUUUGAUAAUACGUUUUUAAAAGGAUUUGAAUCUGCAAUCAAUUCAGCUUAAACAAAAGUUAAAACAUUGAUCUUUAACUUUUUCCCAUCAGUAAUUAUAUAUGAAAGUUUAGAUUAAAUUGAAUUAUUCAAAUGCCAGACUUGAAUCUAUCUUUUAUAGCUUUUAGGUAAAAUUAAUAUUAACAUUUUUUAUAGACCAUAUUUUUAAAUCGUGAUGAAUUUCUUUUUGAAGAAGGUAAAAAAGGAAAUGAAAUCUAUAUAAUGAAAAAAGGAAAUUGCAUUAUUCUUAAAAAAUUUCAAAAUGAAAAUAUUUCUAUCGCAAUUUAAGAUAAUCAUUGCUUAUUAGGAGAAGAAAUAUUUUUUAAUGAUAAAUAUGAUUAUACAAUCAAAAUUUAAUCAAUUUAGGCUAGCUUUUUAAAAAUAAAGGUUUAAGAUUUUGUAACUUUUUUUCCUGAAGAAUGUAAAAAAAUUUUAAAAUAGAAUUAUGAUACUCAUAAAAAUGAUAGAUUUUGUUUAUAUUAAUUAGCAGUUGAAAGAUAUCAAAAACAAAUAGAGCUUUAAAGAUAAAAAUUGGAGUAAGUACUUUAAUUAUGAUAUUUUAGAUCCAAAUAAUCAUAAAAAUUACAAAAAUAAUUAAAUUUAUAAAGUUAUUCAUAAAGUGAGACAGAAUUAUAUAUGAGAUUUGAUAAAGAUGUUUCAAAUUUUAGAAAUUUCAUAUCUGUUAGAACUAGUUCUCUAUAUUUUAAUUCAACAAGAGGUUUUUAGGCUUAAAAAUUUAAUAAUUAUUCUCCUUCAUUUAUAAUAGAUUAAUAAUAAAAGUUAUUAAAAGAGCCAAUGAAUCCAAUUAAUAGUCCAUUAGAUUUUGGGAAAGGAGAAGCUGAAGAGAUGAGAAAAAGAACUUAAGUUUAGUUAUGUGUUAUGAGUAUGGAGAAAAUUAAUUAUUUGAAUUAAUUUAAAUCAUGUAAGAUCCAAUAAUUAAGAAAUAAAUUCUUUAAAACUUUUAAAAAAUAAUAAAGAAAAUCAAUUUCAUAAAUGUCAAUAAGUAGAGCAUUGACUCCAAAAAAUAGAUUAAGUUGUUUCUCUCCAGAAGGAUCAAUGAUUAGUUUAUGUAAUAUUUGA